Molecule: messenger RNA, 6080 nt
Organism: Athalia rosae (coleseed sawfly)
Lineage: Eukaryota; Metazoa; Arthropoda; Insecta; Hymenoptera; Athaliidae
Product: hippocampus abundant transcript 1 protein
Exons: 7
Coding region: 1511-3094 (527 amino acids)
Biological process (GO): transmembrane transport
Cellular component (GO): membrane
Molecular function (GO): transmembrane transporter activity
Source: RefSeq, a predicted model, not a curated record
UUCUGCCUAUUCCUAUACUGCGGUAGUGGUGCUCUUGCGUAAAAUUUUACCAAUAUUUCGCCCCAAAAUCGAAACUUAAUACUUAGAAAUGUUGAAAUUAGUCGGUCACUCUUUGCACGGGAUUCGUUGACGCCGUGUUAAAUGGUCUGACGUCAAACUGACAGAUGUCAGUUUAAAAUACGUCGGUGAUCUGAGCCUAAAAACUGCUGGCUCAACAGCAAAAUCUGUGACCCUCGCGUAGUUCAGUGAUCGUGACAUAAUAAAUCCUGUGAACGGAUAAAUCCAAGAUUUAUAGUUGUUUACGUUUUAAGAAACUAUUGUCCAAUGAUCUUACGCUAUUCCAAUUUAAUUUUGUUAUUACUUUCCCUGUGUAACAACGGUUUCAUUAUUUAAGUCUCAUAAAAUUCAUAGGUAACUAACUAGAGUUUAACAGACUAUUAUCAGCCAACACGCUGCCAAUGUAUAUUAAUAGAAAUCCUUUCCUCUGCCUCCAUGUACUACAAGUGUGUUGAACUAUAAAGUUAAUCGAUGGAUUAUCUCCAUAUUCUAAAUAUGAAUAUUAACCAAGCGGUAGCGUAGCCGUCGAUAUACCGACCCCUCUUGUAACAGCCAUGCAAUUGAUAUCCAUCCAGGAAAAAUUUAUUAUUCAUUAACACUCGGUGAGGUUUGCCUACAGUUUGUAAAUAGAGACUCUGAUAUGCAGCUUUGUGGCACAGAUGUGGUUACACUAUCUCGCCUCUUCUAGAUUGUAAUCUAAUGCUACAAGUAGCAAGCUUCUCAAACUUAUUAAAUAGUUAUCAUCUAUGACUACAUUUAUCUAUAGUCGGAAGCUUAUUUUGAAGGAACGUUUGCUAGCUUGGUUAUAUGAUUCAUCAUUAUAUCCUAAAAUUAUGAUUUGGAUAUCGUCGAACUUAAGUUACUAGUCAUUGCUAAUCAUGGUCAUCAUUCAAUGGAAUUUAACGUCAAAUCGAUUAGAGAUACCUGAGACUACGCCACAUUUGCCAAAUCCAUAUCUAACAUUUGUAUUUAACUUCUAUUUAACUGACAAACUUGUCGUAGCAUUGGCAUGCUCUCGAGGCACGGAGGAGACAUGAUCCCCACAUUUAUUACGGUAAUGAAUAUAUCAAGUAAUUAGAAGCACUAUGUUUUUUUAUUUUUAUUUUUCAUUUCAAUCAUACAUUUUACCCGAUAACAACAUGAACCUUGAUGGAAAAUUCAAGCAUCAGACGAUACAUGUUAUAAAUAAGUGAAAUAAAUAUGAGGUUAUUUGAAGAUGAGCUUGAAUUUUAGUAAUGAGCUUGUAUCGCGUAACAGGUAUAUUUUACACAGUCAAUAGACGGCGUAACUAAACUUAUUUAUUACCACAAGCAGUGCGCGACAGCUUGACAGUUCUGACGUAUGUACUUAAAACAGAUAUAAUAUUGUUGAUACAAGCGUAAAAGCUUCGGCUCAACAAAGAUGAACAGAUGUACGUAGUAAGGAUAUAGAGGCCCAGGGGCCUAUAGGGGCAAUGCCCCCUGGCGCAGAAGGGGGCUCGGAGGGCCCUUCGUGUUCCCAAGCCCACAAUGGCCAGGAACAUGCGCUGACCAAACCACCACCUUUGUUAUCACCGAUUCAACGAUGCUACAGACACCUCAAGAGUUCAGGAGUUGGAGAAGCCAGCGUCUAUCAUGCCCUGGUAGUUAUAUUCCUAGAGUUCUUUGCCUGGGGUCUUCUCACGAUGCCCAUCAUCGCCGUAUUAAAUGAGACAUUCCCAGACCACACUUUUUUGAUGAACGGUCUCAUAAUGGGUAUCAAAGGAAUAUUAUCCUUCCUCUCUGCUCCGUUGAUCGGAGCAUUAUCAGACGUAUGGGGAAGGAAAUUCUUUCUACUGAUCACAGUCGCUUUUACUUGCGCACCUAUACCAUUGAUGAGUAUAAACACCUGGUGGUUCUUUGCCAUGAUUUCAAUCAGCGGAGUAUUUGCAUGUACCUUCUCUGUCGUAUUUGCGUACGUAGCAGACGUCACCGAAGAAAGUCAACGAUCUCUUGCUUAUGGUCUGGUGUCUGCCACGUUUGCAGCAAGUAUGGUAAUCAGCCCAGCACUGGGCUCAUACGCGAUGGAUGUUUACGGACAAAAUUUGCCCGUUGCUCUAGCUACCGCCAUUGCUAUUCUAGAUGUUUUCUUCAUCUUAGUUGCCGUACCAGAGAGCUUACCAGAAAAAGCUCGUCCACCGGCUCCCAUUUCCUGGGAACAGGCAGAUCCUUUCGCCGCCUUAGGCAAGGUUGGAAAGGAUCACACAAUUUUGAUGCUAUGUGUCACCGUAUUCCUGAGUUAUUUGCCUGAAGCAGGCCAAUAUAGCUGUAUAUUUGUCUAUCUUAAAUUAGCAAUGGGCUUUUCUGCCGCAAUGGUUGCAGUAUUUAUAGCAGUCGUUGGAAUCUUAAGCGUCGGUGCACAAAUAUUGCUUGGGCCUUUAAUGAAGACCCUUGGUAGUAAACACACCAUUAUGUUGGGACUUUUGUUCGAAAUGUUACAGCUGAUGUGGUAUGGAUUUGGUUCACAGACCUGGAUGAUGUGGGCCGCCGGAGUCUUAGCAUCUGUUUCAAGCAUUACAUAUCCUGCAAUUUCAGCAUUUGUAUCGAUGCAUUCUGAUGCAGAUAAACAAGGGCUUGUGCAAGGAAUGGUCACUGGAAUGCGAGGUCUUUGCAAUGGACUUGGACCUGCCAUGUUCGGUGUUAUAUUCUACCUCUUUCACGUCGAUCUCAAUGACGACUCUCUACCUCCUGUAGCCUUGUCUAAGGUAACCCUAAAGCCGCCGCUCUUGGUCGAUAGUAAUAGAACGACAUCGACGAACGCUCAUCUGGUUAUACCACAGCUUGUACCAGGGCCGCCGUUCGUUUUUGGAGCCUUUCUGGUAAUAUGUGCACUUCUUGUGGCAGCAUUUAUUCCAGAAUCAGGUGUGACGACGCUAGGAUCGACGCACUCCUCUGGUUCCCGGAGGCCCUCCGGCCUGUCGCUGGACGUACACUAUGAGACGGAAAGGGUGGGUGGCGGUAGGGGGAAAGUCGGACCCUUGUCACCGCUGGUCGACAAUUCAAAUUCUGCCGCUCUAUAACCAAUCCCAUAUUUUAGACGAGCAGCGUUACAUUAUGAAGAACAUCAAUGAUUAUCUUGGGUGUGUUUCUUUAAUAAAAUUGAAACUCACUCCUCGAUUCAUGUUGUACCCCUCUAUGCAACCCGUUGAAAAAAAAGAAAUAUAUAUAUAUACAUACAUAAAUAUAUAUAUUAGACGAAUGGAAACUUAUCUUCUUUUACUUCUAUUUACUGUUUGCUUAGAAGGGUGACAAUGUUAGUUUCUAUGAAUUUCAUCUAGAACACAUUUGGUUGUGAAAUUCGGUAUAAGCCAAGAAUGUGGUUGAAAAUAGAGUGAUGGAAGCCAAUUAAUUAAACCAUAGAUUAUAGAGAUACGGAUUUUAUCAUCACACUAUUAUGCUCAAUGGCUAUAAGAUAAUAACGUGCAAAGUUGAUGUACGCAGUCUGAUUUCUGUCAAACAAACACAAACAGCCAAUUUAUGUAUGUGUACCUAAUGUAUUUGUCGGCAGAUUUUUUACUGAUCAUUUUUAUCCAAAUGCAUAAUCUCAACUAUGUCUGUUAAAAUAAAAUACUUGCGAUGAUGGGUUUGUUCAUUAACAGGGCAUGUUAUUACUUAUAGUAAUUGUACAAAAUGUCAUAUACUUAUUUGGCAGGAAUACUAGCUGACAUUCAACGCUUAUCCCUGAUGCUAUACGCUUAGCCAUAAAAAGGAGAAACGAAAGAAAAAACACAUUUUUCUUUUCUUUUCUAUUCAGCUUGCCUAAUGUGCAACACUGCAAAAGCAUAAUUGAAAUUGCGAUCAGCAUUUUUUUUAUAAGAUACUAAUUUACAUAUUUAUUUACUACUUAUCAUCUACUCGGUGUUGUUCACUUUAUUUCUUAUUAUCGAGAGCCUCAAUAAACUCAAAACACUGCAUUUUACGUUUGACAUGAAUAACAUGCGGUAGCUAUAUUUUCACUUAUCGCAACAAAAUAAAGAAUUCAAAUAACCAAUGAGUUGAAAAAAAAAAAUAUAAAAUAAAAAAUAAAAUACAAUUCUCAGAAAUUAAUCUUUCAUUUGACUGGGUAGCUAGAAUCAUCUCUCACUAUCCUUUUAUCAAAAAUAUAAUUGAAUUGAAUAAUCAUUGUUAGAAGCUCGCCUUCGUGUUACUUAAUUGCAACCAAAAAAAGAUCUACAAGUUUAGUUUUUUAUUUUCUUGAUUGAAUUCAAGGGUUCUCAAACUAUUCUGUGUAUAUUAUUUCGUUUUCAGUGAUUCCGGGAUGACUAGCGUAUCCAAAAACGGAUAAAUAAACGCUUCGGACUUUUCAUGUGCACGAUUGAGGGUACCUACUUUCAAAAAUCAUGUAACGAAGUAAAUAUGAUGAUAUCAAUUUUGCAAUUUGACCAGAAGGCCCCUAUGUUGAUUGCAAAAUAUACAAUGCGAAGAAUUUUAGAAAGCAGUAACAGAGUUCAGUUUCACUAACUUUUUCAAACGCGCAUAAACUGCCUGGUGCAAGAACCUUUACAAUACUACACACUCUGAUACGUGAAUUUGAUGCACUUAUAUUUUAAUUAGCAGCGUUUGAUGAUAAAUAAAAUUUUAAUAGCUGCGAUUUGACCGGAUAUGUGCAGGUUCGAUAAAUAUUUAAUUUUUCUCACAAAAAACCAUGAUGAAAAUGGAAAUAGAGAUUUUUUUUUCUUAUCUAAAAUAUUUCAACUGCAAAUACAAAAGUCACACUUGCGAAAACAUUCGACUUUGGAAAAAAAUCCUUCGUCGACUGUCUAAAAUUAUCUAAACUCUUCAGAACCUGAACAUUCAUAAAUCUUAGUUUGAUGAUGAUUCUUGCAGAGGCGAUUUACGGUUUGUGCAAGAAGAAAGCAUGAUAAAUAGUCCGUAGUAUAGGGAAACAAAGCAAAUAAAAACAAGACAAAAGUUGAAAAAUAAUAACAAUAAUAAUAAUAAUAAUAAUGAUAGUAAAGUUAAUAACGAUGGGGAAACUCAUGAAUGAGGAGGUACCUAACACGCCUCCCUCUAAAAGCCAAAGAUUGAGUAUUUAAUGAAAAAUUCGUGUUUAAAAUAUGCUACCAGGCAGGGCAGCGGUUCAAAUUAUAGAAAGAAAAGUGAAUUGUAAUUUAAUGAAACAAAGAUAGAUAGUGCAUGUUUGGAAGAAUACUGUUACAACUAUGAAAAAAAAAAAAAAUAAUCCAUAUCCGUAUGUAAGUCGACAAGCAUUGCCAUUAGUUAUCUAAAGUUGUAUGAAAAGUUGAUUUAAAGAGAAAAGAAAAAAAAAAGAAAUAAAUAAAACUGUUGCAUAAUUCAAAGGAUAAAAAAAAUUAAUAACAAUCUCCCACGUAUUGUAAUUUAGAAAAGAAAAAGUCACUACAAUUUUUGAAGCCCAACUAUCACGAUUCUUGGCUUGAAUGAUCUGAUAUAAUUGACCCACCUAUUUUAUUAGAAUGAAAGAUUUUCAUUUACAAUUCAUAAUAUUAUACAACGAUAUUUUGCAUCGAGUUUCACGCUUUGUACAAAUAAUUGUUGUAGUUCUUGUUACGUAUGAUAUUUUCAGUAUGUUUGAGAUCAGUAAAACAAUUAGACGAGCAAAGAUCUAAUACUUUAUUAAAAAAAAUAAUAUAAAAAAUCGACAAAAAAAAUAAAAUAAAAUAAAAGCUUUGCAGUGCAAGUGCACAAAAGAACUUAAUUUUUUUUUUUUUUUAUCGGCAGUAUUCUUAACAAAUUUGCAAAAUGUACAGUGUAUUUGUUAUCAGUUUUUGGUUUACAUUUUUCCAUAGAAUCCUAUUAAUUUAUGUUCAAGUAAACGGUACAUUAAACGUACAUAAAUACACUACUGCACCAUAGCUAUGAUAAUAUGGUUGAAAAAAAAAAGAAAAGAAAAACGAAUGAUUAAUUUGAAAUUAAUAUAAGUUAUAGGUAUAGGUUAUAUAGAGUAUUAGCUUGUAAUGAAGUUAAGUAUAUGUAAAAUGUACGAUAAUGGAUGCGUCAAUAAAAAUCAAUUAUUUUUAAGAUGAA